AUGGGGAAUACCUUGGGAGGGAAAAAAACCACAAAGGUGAUGAAAAUUGAUGGGGAAACGUUCAAGCUUAAGACCCCAGUGAAAGUGGGUGAUGUGUUGAAGGACCACCCUGGUCUUGUUUUGUUGGAAUCUGAGGCAGUGAAGCAUUAUGGGAUAAGAGCAAAGCCUCUGGAAGCACACAAAGAGUUGCAACCAAAGAGGCUUUAUUUUCUUGUGGAGCUUCCAAAAGAGACAGUGCCAAGAAGGGUUCGUUCUGGCAUUAACAUGAGUGCCAAAGAUAGGCUAGAGAGCCUUGUUCUCUCUCGAAGGUCUUCUUCUGACCUCACAAUAAUGAAGCCUCAAAGCAAUGUUGAAGGGUCGUCACCAAAUGGUGGAGUGAGGUUGAAAAUGAGGCUUCCAAAGGCACAAGUGGAGAAGCUUAUGCAAGGCUGCAAAACUGAAGCUGAAGCUGCACAGAGGAUUAUGGGACUCUACAUGGCCACUAAUAGCAGCAAUGAGAGCGAUAGCAAACGUGAUAUUGGGAGUAGUGAAAGUACGAAGGCACGUGAGAAAAAGGUGAGUUUUAUGCCAAUCAGUGAAAUAGCCGUGGCUACGUAA
This is a messenger RNA of Abrus precatorius (Indian licorice), 597 nucleotides long. RefSeq lists its product as uncharacterized. The record is from RefSeq and is a predicted model, not a curated record. Lineage: Eukaryota; Viridiplantae; Streptophyta; Magnoliopsida; Fabales; Fabaceae. Bases 1 to 597 code for a protein of 198 amino acids. The transcript is spliced from 2 exons.